This is a messenger RNA of Topomyia yanbarensis, 790 nucleotides long. Its product is annotated as transmembrane protein 60. Bases 142 to 567 code for a protein of 141 amino acids. The transcript has 2 exons. The record is from RefSeq and is a predicted model, not a curated record. Lineage: Eukaryota; Metazoa; Arthropoda; Insecta; Diptera; Culicidae.
UUGACGUUACGAUACUGUAUACAUAGAAAAUGCAGGAAACAUGUAAACAUCAAUAUUUCUCCAGUGUUUCGUUUCGAAACAAUUUUCUAUCGAUAAAAUAGUAAAAACACCCCGUUUUACACAGAAGCAAGAUACUUCACAAUGGGAUUCGUCCAACGAGCCCUAUUUACUUGGUUCAUCCUGCUAGUGUUUCUUAUACUACUAUGUCUGCGAUUGGAAAACCGCAUCAACUGGAACUGGUUUAUCGUCUUUAUUCCGCUUUGGCUUUACGAUACGAUUCUAAUCACCUGGGUGGUAAUCGAAAUCAUCCAGCGACAGCACGCCAAUCGAUUGAUUUCCUUCCGACACUACAAUUAUUACGUAGCUGGAAUAUUGCUGAAAAUUUUAUCGCAAAUUUCGAUCUGCCUCAAGAUGGAGUACAAUUCAAUGCCGCUGUAUGGAAUGAUGUUUCCCAUCUGGUGCCUGCUGGUGAUGCUGCUAGUUUACAUGGCUACCAAUCUGCAACCCAAGCCACGGUCGGCUGGGUCGAACAAGAGCAAUCGACAGACGGCAACCGCUUCGUCCUAGGGGUACGUUCGGGUGAAGCUGUAAGUUUCACCUUCACUUUGGAAGCUAAUAGGGUGUGGAUGUUUUACUGAAUUUCGAUGAAAAAAUGCUGGUGAGUUGAUCUUUGUUUUGAAUAAUUGAAGUUAAAGUUAAAAAUUUGCAGGAGAGUAGCUCGCUACUGUGCUGCUUCAUGAUUCGUAUUACAGUAUAAUUAAGGUGGAAUAAAAUCAAUUUAAUAAUGGAA